This is a messenger RNA of Coffea arabica (coffee), 1731 nucleotides long. NCBI's taxonomy places the organism in Eukaryota, Viridiplantae, Streptophyta, Magnoliopsida, Gentianales, Rubiaceae. The record is from RefSeq and is a predicted model, not a curated record.
ACCAAAUUAAAACUUUGCCCGUUAAUUGCAGUACCCCCUCAUUGAUUACUCUUGUCAUGUCCCUUCAUGCUUCUUCCCAUCUCAACAUUGUGCAGCUUCCUCAUAAUUAUAACUAUGCCAAGCCUGCGUUGAAGCUUACUGUCCCUGCCGCUCCUCCUCCUCCUCCAAGCCUGGCAGUUAAAAAUGCGCAGCAAAAUCCUGAACAUGCAGCUGCUCUGUUCCCUCCUGCAAACCAGAGUGUUGCAGCCAUUGUUUUUGGAGAUGGAUCGCCCUCCAGGCUGUAUCCUCUGACAAAACGAAGAUCAGAAGGCGCCAUUCCUAUAGCAGGGAAUUACAGACUGAUUGAUGCAGUUGUCAGCAACUGCAUCAACAGUAACAUUUCCAAGAUAUACGCUCUUACCCAAUUUAACUCUACUUCUCUGAAUUCCCACCUUUCCAGAGCUUACUCUGGAGCAUCUCUGGGGAAGGAGGGCUUUGUGGAAGUAAUUGCAGCAUGUCAGACUCCUGAAGCAAUGGGCUGGUUCAAGGGACCUGCUGAUGCUAUAAGGAGGAGCUUAUCAGUGCUUGAAGAGUAUCCAGUUCUGGAGUUUCUGAUCCUUCCAGGGCACCAUCUAUAUAAGAUGAAUUACCAGAAACUUGUAGAGGCUCAUCGGAACAACUCAGCUGACAUAACUAUAGCAGUUCAUGGUAGCAGGAGAUAUGAUAAUCCAGGAUUUGGCAUUUUCACAGUGAACUCCAAAAACCAAGUUACUGGAUUUCUCCGGGAGCCGGGGAUGAAUCCUGAAUCGGCACAGCAUUCAGCGACAUUCACUGAUAUCCCCACCCAGUACAAUAUUUAUCCUGGCAUGGGGAUUUAUGUGAUUAACAGAGAUGUGAUGAUAAACCUUGUCACAGAACAUUUUCCAACCGCGAAUGAUUUAACAGGCGAAAUAAUGCCUGGGGCAAUUUCCUUGGGGAUGAAGAUUCACGCAUACAAGUUUGAAGGGUAUUGGGAGGAUAUGACAAGCAUUGAAGCAUUCUAUCAUGCAAAUAUGGAAAGCACAAAGAAUGCAAGCACUGCUGCACAUAAGUCAGUUCGUAACUUGGAAUCCAUCAAUACCAGGAGCUUAACAAAUGCUGAAACAUCAAAUAUACACAAAAAUGACUUACUAGUUAAAAAUGUUUGUGCUGACAGCAGCUUUUACGACAGAGACAAUCCACUUUAUACUCUACCUCGACAUUUGCCUCCAACUCUGAUAACUGAUGCUGUCAUUGUCGACUCUGUGGUCGGAGAUGGCUGCGUGCUAAGCAGGUGCAAGAUCAAAGGCACGGUGGUUGGCAUGAGAACAAGGGUCGGAGAGGGGGCGACCAUUGAGGAUUCAAUAAUAAUGGGUUCUGAUACAUAUCCAGGAAGUAUUGUUCAAGGGGUUAACGCAAAUCAUGGUGUCAGCAACAUUCCUAUUGGGAUUGGGGAAGGUGCAGUCAUUAAAAAAGCUAUUGUCGACAAGAAUGCAAGGAUUGGCAAAAAUGUUUUGAUCAUAAAUAAGGACAAUGUGCAGGAGGGAGACAAGGAAGCAAAUGGCUACGUGAUCAGAAAAGGCAUAAUCAUCAUCAUAGAGAGGGCAAUUAUCUCAGAUGGAACCAUUCUGUGAAAAAUUUCAACAUCUGGUCCUCUCCACUUGCUCCCAAGGAAAAAAAGACCUCACAGGCUUCUUCCUUCAAUAUUAUGUUGGCAUUUACAAUGACUAAAUA